ACCGCUUUUUGUUUACAUUUUUUUAAAGGCCACCUAACCGUUUUACCAACAGUUAUGAUAACAAAAAUGAAGUAUUUCGAAUUAACUGAUCACUAACAAAAGACAAAUUCAAGAACAAUUUUGAAGGGCAGCCUUAAAAGACAUGGACACAAUUUUGGUAAGCUUCACAACGAGUAUAAAUAUGAAAGAAGCAAUUGUGAUUAUUAUCAGUUAUCAAUAACUUGAAGUCUCACUCAAAUCAAACAUAUCAAAAACAAAAUGUUCAAAAUCGCUGUUGUUAUUUUUGCCGUCAUUGCCUGUGCUGCUGCCAAGCCUGGUUUGAUUGGUGCUCCUUUGGCCUACACCGCUCCUGCAGCUGUUGUUGCUGCUGCUCCUGCUCCAUUUGUCACUGCCACCAGCAGCCAAUAUGUUGCCCGUAACUACAAUGGCAUUGCCACUGCUCCAGUUGUUGCUCCCGUUGCCGCCCCUGUUGUAGCCAAGACUCUUGCUGCUCCCCUUGUUGCCAAGACUUUCGCCGCUCCAGUAGCCGCCGCUUACACAGCUCCCGUUGCUGCCGCAUAUUCGGCUCCAGUAGUUGCUAAAUACGCAGCUACCUAUGCUGCUCCUUUCGCCUACUCCGCUCCUUUGACUUAUGCCGCCGCCGCCCCUGCACCAGUCUUGUUGUAAAUACUCUCGACGAAAAUUUCCCUGAUAUGAUUCGAAAUAAACUAUUAAUUUAUUAAAUC
Molecule: messenger RNA, 725 nt
Organism: Musca domestica (house fly)
Lineage: Eukaryota; Metazoa; Arthropoda; Insecta; Diptera; Muscidae
Product: larval cuticle protein F1-like
Exons: 2
Coding region: 259-666 (135 amino acids)
Source: RefSeq, a predicted model, not a curated record